GUCGUCCAUUGCCGCUGUAUCUCAGGCCACGAGUGCGAACACGACGUCAACAGCGAGAAAAAGAAAAAAUCGAGCAUCGAGCCACAGGCGGAGAGCAGUUAGAUACCAUGACUCGCCUAAAACUCAUGCAGCCUUGGUUGUGGAACCCAGGCGGCCACAUGUGUUGGAUGGACGACGCGCCUAACGACGUCUCUGCGGGUCUUCAGAUCCGAGAUUACGUACAGCUGAAAGCUUCCCAGAUCCGACAUUUAGGAGCAUUAGACAAUAGGACUGGAGGAGCAGCGGGAGGCGACGGGAAGCCUUUUUUUUCGAAAGUGUUGGUUUGUGCACCUUCGAAUGCCGCUAUUGACGAGAUCGUGAGGCGUUUGACCACUGAAGGCAUAUUCGGAAAGACCGGAAAGCAGUACAAACCUGUUGUAGUACGAUUAGGUCCGGGAAUUCACGAGUCUCUGAAACGAUACUCUCUGGAGUUUUUAGCUUCGGAGAGAGCUAGAGCGAAGGGGCUGUUGACCGGACUGAAUAAAGCAGAACUAGAUCCAAUAAAACGGGAGUUGCUGCAAGAAGCAAAUGUGGUGUGUACAACAUGUUCGGUGGCGGGGUCCAGAGACGUUUUGAACUUUGGACACGCUUUUGAAUCUGUGAUUAUCGAUGAGGCAGCGCAAGGCGUCGAAGUGGCGACACUAGUGCCGCUGGUGACUGGAUGCAAGAGGCUGGUGCUUGUCGGUGAUCCGAAACAGCUGCCGGCGACUGUCUUUAGUGGUACUUGCUUUAUUCGGAUUGAUAUCAAGGAUGAUCAUAUCCUAUCGUUGGUAAUGAUUUAAGGUGAUAUUAAGAGACAUUCUACUAUGCUAGAAGAUUUUAGAACGACAACGAACUCGUCCCUUCAUUCCAGUCCUAUCACUUGUAAGUGCCUUUCCGUCUUCAUUUCCAUCAUUCGCACUACUGCUCGAUCACAGGCAUCGCCAAGCGCAAGGGCUAUGACCGCAGUUUGUUUCAGCGUUUGGCUGAGGAUGGCUACCCCGUCGCUCGUCUCCUCGUCCAAUACCGUAUGCACCCGUUUAUCUCUGCCUUUCCCUCGCAGAAGUUCUACGAAGGUCAACUCGGCGACUUUCGCGAUCGCUAUGCUUUUGAAGCUCAAUACGCCUCAGAUUGGUGGGAACUGCCGAUGUUUGGACCUAUUAGUUUCUUCAACGUCUCCAAGGGCCAAGAAGCGGUCUGUGACAUGUCGAUAGUGAACGAACGGGAAGCAAAUUUCGUAAUUCUGCUCUACAAAACCUUGGUCCAGCUGUACCCGCAUCACGACUGGCGCAAAUGGUGUGGUGUCAUUUCACCGUACGAGAAGCAAGUCUCCCUGUUGAAGAAGAAGUUUCGCGAACUGUAUCGCAUGUCGCCAUCGGAACCUUGUCCAGUGGAAGUGAAAACCGUAGAUGGUUUCCAGGGAAGCGAGAAGGAGUUGAUCAUCUUUUCCUUAGUGCGUGCCCGUGGCGCAGAGGACAGGAAGUCUAAGGGCAUCGGUUUCUUGAAGGACAUGCGUCGUAUGAAUGUCGGCAUGACGCGAGCGCGACGGAGUCUUUUCAUGGUAGGACACGCGGAAACGCUCAAGGAAGGCGACAAAACUUGGAAGGACCUGGUGCAAUUCUGCAGUAAGAAGUUCAAAACCGGGUUUCAUACUGUUAACGGGGACGAUGAGCGUCGGUGGAUGGCGACUGCGAUCCGAAAAUUCCUCAGGUCGAGAAAAAACCGCGUUCCAACGGAAGAAAUAAGGAAAACCUUACGCGAAGAUCUAGCCUCACCGACUGAGCGCCAGAGGCGCCUAGAACUUGCACGAACGACAGAUACCACAUCCGCUUCUGCACUACAGGUGCUGUCACGGAAACGGCAAGCAUCGGACGAAGAUGACGAGGAAAACGCAGAUGGUGAAGGUGGUGAAGGCGAAGAGGAAGACGCGCCGAUUGCAGGUCCUGGACAGGAUGAUGGUGAAAAUGAGCCACAAGAUGAUAAUGCUCAAAAAAUCACAAACCAAAAGAACUGGUUCAAGAUGCAAGUCGAAACUAUCCCCUGGCUGAGCGAUUGGCAAACCGCAGCUUCCGAUUCCACAUGUGACGUCGUCAGAGAAUGUGAGAAAGAUCUUUUCACGCUCUCUCGCGACGACAUCGAAACCCUUGUCGCCAAAGAGCGAGAAGAAGAGCAACAACGACAGACGGAAGCCGAAUUUGCGCGUGAGCUAGACCAGAUCAUCCGUGAGAAACAGAAAGCGGCUGAUGCAGAGAAGGCAGAGAAGGAGAGGCAAACAGCUAAGGAGUUGGCCGAACAGCAGAAUCUGUUUGAUGAAGCUGGCGGAGAUGAGGAUGUGGAGGUGGAUGACGGAGGAGCAGAUGAUCAAGAGAUGGGAGGGGGAGACGACGAUGAUGGUGGAGCUGAAUGAUUUUGACUUGUUCGCUUCGUCAUCCUUAAGACCUUGAUUUUGAACUACCUCCUUGUCUGACUGCAUUUGAUGCAUUUUUACCCAUUCGAUAUAAAACGACUUGAUAGAUUGAUGCUUUUUCCCACAACAAUUUAUGAGUGCGCUGACUGUGAUACAGUUUUCCUUCGCAGAAU
Amoebophrya sp. A25 is the source of this 2598-nucleotide messenger RNA. The record is from the annotation of a GenBank genome assembly. Lineage: Eukaryota; Dinophyceae; Syndiniales; Amoebophryaceae.